AUGCCGCGCAACCCCCCAAUAAGGCGGCUGGGGGCGUUCGCUGUCGCCGCGGCUAUCAUCGCCCCCUUCGCCACGGCCGCUUCGACACCAGCGCCAAAUGAUCUGCCCUCGGUCAACUUUAGCAAGAUGGGCCGCGUUGUGUUCGGUGGCGAAUUCGCCGGACUAGACUGGUUCACAUCACAAUCACCUUUUGCUGUUAGAGCCGCAGACAACGGAACGAUCGUCUCGUAUUCUGCGACCGCUGACACGCUUGUGAUGCGCGCCGAUGACGGGACAGUGACGCCGAUCGGUGCAACAAACGAUGGCGGUCGCAUCUCGUCCAUGUGCUGGUCCAAUGACGGCAUUCUGUACGUCGGCGGCGAGUUCAACCAGUUUGGUGGCAUCAACGCCAACAGCGUUGUCUCAUACUCACCAUCUCAAGCCAAGUUCUCAGCAAUGGGCACCGGCAUUGCUGGCCCUGUGGAAACACUCUACUGCGACGACGCCGACCAUGAUGUUUGGGCGGGCGGAUUCUUCUCAGCACCCGAAAGCUUAGGAAACGUUGGCCGCUGGUCAACAGAGACGUCCGCGUGGGCAGCUGUGCCGUUUGGUGGACUCAACGGUCGCGUUCGGGCCAUCUCGUCAAGCUUGGACGGCGGUAGCCUCUAUUUCGGGGGCGAGUUUACAACGCAGUUUGCCGACAACUCGAACACAACUGCGCGCACCAUGGCGUCUGUAUCCAUCGCCCCUCCCAACACCAUCACAACUGGUGAUUCAGGAUAUCUUGUGCCAGUUACCAUUCCCGCUGCCGCCUCCGAGUUUGGCGGCCUGCACAUCAAUGCUGCGCCCGCCACCAACCAGGACCAAUACAACAACGCGGACUCGAUCGUGUGCCCGAAUACGGGACCAUGGCUUGCCCGCGACGCUUCGGUCGCUACUGUCAACAUCCUCGGCUACUCGUACUUGACAGGCAGCGGUAUCCGCAUGUCCAACGGUCUCGUCGGGGGUCGUGGCACGACCUCAUUCACCGUCACCACACUGCCUGACAACACCGUGUUGACACUCAAGUACACGGACCCAGUGACUCGAGAGAUCAAGACCUGCAGCAAGAAUUGCCCUCUCUCCGUCGACCCCAACGUGCACGCACAGGACUUCCUCUUCGAAGGAGGUUCGAGAGCUCUGACGGGAUUCAAUAUUGUCCUCGACUCUUGGCAAGGUGCAGGCGCCGGUGUCAACUACAUCCAACUCCUUUCCAACGGUGCUUACGCAUCGGCCGUUUCAUCGAACAACCAGGGCUUUUGUGGGCCUUCAAACAGCUCGAUUCACACUAUCGGUGACUGGGACAACGCAAACGCCCCGUCCAACAUUUCUGGCACGGAGCAGGGUUACAUGUCCUCGACUGUGCCUGUCAACAGCCCGUCAGACACCUCCAUCACGCUUUACCCCUGGGUUGGCUCAGCGGGCUUUUACAAGAUCUACCUCAUAAUCCCGGGCUGCAACAACAUCGGUGACUGCGCCAGUCGCACAACCGUGGACGUCGCUAUAUUCCCCACAGAGGGCGGCACUCCUUACACGGCGACCAUCAACCAGAGGGUCACUGAGGACACCGAGGUGUUGAUCUACGAUGGUUUAGUUGAUGCGUCCAACACAACGUUCAACCCCACCAUCCGCGUCGCUCUUCCCAAUGACCCUGCGAAGGUAGGCUCGUCAAACUACGUCGUCGUUGCCGCAGGCGUGCAGAUGCAGCUGACCGGACUGAGCACUGGGCAGGAGUCUUCCCCAGGCUCAUCGUCCAGCGUUAGUGGUGGAGCCAGCGGUUCCCAGACUGGUGCUCCUGCACCCGUCACCACUGUCGUCGGUCAGAGCACGGUCGUCGUCACACCUACUGGCACCCAGCCUCUGACGACUGUGAUUGGCGGCAGCACGGUUAUUAUCACACCAACUGCGACUCUGGCGUCCUCGGCCUCCAGCGUGACCUCAUCUGGCUCAAUCAUCCCCGCUCCAACGUCCUCUGGUGUGCGCACGGCGUUUGGUGUUUAUGAGUAUGUCCGCUCCUCUCGGAACCUCAACGCCAUUAAUGCGCUCCUCCCGAAUCAGACCGAGACCGGCGUCACUCGCCUUGGUUUCUCUCUUGACGUGAACAACAACCAGACUGCUGCCAGGGACUUCCAGGUCACUACGAUCGUGCCUGCCGACAACCUUGUCCUCGUCGGUGGCUCCUUCAAGACGCGCGACUGGUCCAACAUCGCGUCUGUGGACAAGGACUCUGGAAUCAUCACCCCUCUCGCUGGGCAGGGUCUCAACGGCGCAGUGGCCGCUGCUGUCACUGUCGGCCAGUACGUCUAUGUUGGCGGCCAAUUCACGAGCACGGUCAAUGGCGGCGACCAACUCAACAGACUUGCUCGCUACGACGUUGGAGGCAAGAAGUGGGAGGCCGUCGAAGAGGGUGUCGAUGGUCCUGUUACCGACAUUGUCCCGUUCAAGGACGGGCUUCUGAUCGUUGGCAACUUCAGCAACGUGCUUGCAUCCAACGGAAGCACGCCAACCGGCGGUUACGCUCUCUACAACACGUCGACAUCCAAGUGGUUCAACAGCGGUAUCGUGUACGGCACUGCGACAGCGGCGGCCGGUACAGAUACCAACGCCUACUUCGGUGGCCGCAUCCGCGGAGCCUCGCGAAACGCUGUUAACGGCGUCGCCUCGCUCUCAAGCAAGGAUGGCAUCGGUCAUAUCUCCAACCUCGAGGGUGUUGCGUUCUCCAACCAGGGCUCGGCUCCUGCUCCCACAAACCCCACCAGACGCUCGCUAACUGCUCGCUGGCUCUCACGCAUCCACCAGGGCCUUGUCGAACGCCAGGCUGCGGCGCAGGCGGCUCCUUACUCGGAGGAACCCGUCGUUGCGCCGGCCAGCCUUGCCGGAACCUACUGGACGAACUCGUCCAAUGCCAACACCAUGGUCACCAUCAUGGGUGGCAAUUUCUCUCAGGGCACCGGUGACAACCUCAUCUCUGGCGUUGCCUUCCAGUCUAACGGUGCUCUCACUGGGCCGCCCAACCCUGUGUCCGGUGUCGUCCGUGCUCUUGAGGUCCACAAAGACAUGCUCUACAUUGGCGGCUCUGGUGUGAGCGUGACUGGCAAGGGCAGCUCAUUCCUCGCCCUCAAUCUGAAGACCAACUCGUGGAAGGAGCCGAUGCCUCCCACCUUGUCUGCCGGCUCGAACACGACUGUCAACGUCAACGCGAUCAAGGCUCAAAUUGGCGCUGACAUUAUUAUUGUCGGCGGUAACUUUGCGCAGGCCGGCGACCUGCCGUGCCCCGUUAUCUGCCAGUGGAACGCUGCGAAGACACAGUGGACGAGAGUGGGCAACAACGCUCCUUCCGCCGGUGAGGUCAAGUCUCUGGCUUUUAACAACAACAGCACGCUCGUUGCCGGUGGCUCCUUCGUCAUUGGCGGCAAGAACGUUUACGCUGCCCGCUACACGUUCAACGACAGUGGUGCGAACGGAGCGUGGGAGCCCCUUGACGGGCUGCCUGGCCCGGUCCAGUCGAUCGUGAUGAACGACCAUAACGCGUCCAACAUCUUUGCGGCCGGUUUCGACGCUUCCACCGCGAAGCCCUACCUGCAGCACUGGAACGGCGGGGCGUGGACCGAGCAGAACUCGUCUCUCCUGAUGGACGGCACUUCCAUCGAGAACCUGGCCUUCGUUCCGCUCUCCAAGGAGCACACGGCCCGUGGCAGCAUCGAGAACAACCGUAUGCUCAUGGCGACCGGCAACGUCUUCCUCGCUGGCCAGGGCAACGUGUCUUCAGCCCUCUAUGACGGCAGUCAGUGGUACCCUUACCUUGUGGGUUCGAGCCCGACGGGUGACAUGGGCACCGGCUCCUCGCUCUUUUGGUCCGAGUCGAACUUUAGCUUUUCUCUCUCCAGCCACCCCUACCUCGCGCGCGGUCUCGUCGUUCUUGUCGCCAUGGCGAUUGCGACCGGCCUUAUCCUCCUGAUAGUCCUCCUCAUCCUGCUCGUGGCGUUCUGCUUCCGGCGUCAGGACCGCAAGCGCCGGCCGGCACAGGACAUGUAUGAGAAGGACGAGGCGCGCAGCGAGGUGUCAUCCACGCACAACCUCAUCCACUCGCACGUCCAGACUGCCCUCGAGCAGAGCUUCGCCCCAGCGCAGUAUGCGCCUGGCCACCACCCUGGCGCGGCGAUGGCUGCGGCAGGUGCGGCGGGUGUGGGCGCCGGAGCGUACGCCCAGCACCGCGCGGCCGAGUCGUCUGACAGCCACUACCUCGACGCGGUCGAGUACAGCCAACCUGUGGAAGCGGAGGAGUAUGGCGCGGCUGGCUCGUGGGAGGGGAGUGACGAGGGACGCGAGACGGUGAUGAGGUACGACUUCUGCGGCCCAGAGUUGCAGUCGGGCGAACUGUCCAUGAAGGCGGGACAGCGCGUCAUUGUUCUCGACGACGAGCAGAGCGACGAGUGGUGGUACGCGCGCGACCCGGCAACCGGACGACAAGGUGUUGUGCCUGCGACGUACGUGUUGUGA
This is a messenger RNA of Cutaneotrichosporon cavernicola, 4518 nucleotides long. RefSeq lists its product as uncharacterized. Gene Ontology annotation, molecular function: protein binding. Gene Ontology annotation, cellular component: plasma membrane of growing cell tip. NCBI's taxonomy places the organism in Eukaryota, Fungi, Basidiomycota, Tremellomycetes, Trichosporonales, Trichosporonaceae. The coding region runs from base 1 to 4518 and encodes 1505 amino acids. The record is from RefSeq and is a predicted model, not a curated record. The transcript has 2 exons.